Messenger RNA from Capsella rubella, 2310 nucleotides. RefSeq names its product ubiquitin carboxyl-terminal hydrolase 18. Gene Ontology annotation, biological process: protein deubiquitination. The coding region runs from base 94 to 2070 and encodes 658 amino acids. NCBI's taxonomy places the organism in Eukaryota, Viridiplantae, Streptophyta, Magnoliopsida, Brassicales, Brassicaceae. The transcript is spliced from 12 exons. Gene Ontology annotation, molecular function: cysteine-type deubiquitinase activity; cysteine-type endopeptidase activity. Gene Ontology annotation, cellular component: nucleus; cytosol. The record is from RefSeq and is a predicted model, not a curated record.
AAGACAAAAAUAAAAGUGAAAUUCUUGAAAUAUAAAAAGAUACAGAAGACACGAGAAGAAAGAAGAGACCGAUGAUUUAUAGAAGCCAAUUAGAUGCAUGAGGUUUGUUUUCCGGUGGAUCUUUCUGUCUUCACUCGCCUCAUUGCCACUCUAUUUUUCCUCGCCGUUGGUGUUUUUUACUUCCUCAGAAACACCGCUGCUAAGUACUUCGACAUCGGAGCCGCCGCCGCCGGAGGUUUCGACCGGGAAUUCGUGGCGGUGGAUGCUGAAGAUUUCUCUGUCUGUGGGGAGAAAUGCUCCAGCUGCAAAUCCUUUCGAAAUUGCUCAGAAGAGUGCCAAAGUUCAGAUUGGAGUUCACGUCAUCAAAGAAAAUGCAAGGAUGUUGGGAUUACUAGCUUAACCUCAUCUGCAAAGAAUGGCUUAAGGUUCAGAGCUUCUUCGUUUGGGAAUAGAUAUGCUUCUGAGGUUGCGCUGGUUUCUGAUCAGGGUCGAAACAAGAGUAUCCUCAAGCCAAGAGAAGUUCUUUUCCCGUAUGAAGAAUUUGUUGAAUAUUUUAACUGGGGCAGUUCAGAAUUGGCUCCCUGUGGGCUCAUGAAUUGUGGAAAUAGUUGUUUUGCCAAUGUUAUACUACAAUGCCUAUCGUGGACACGUCCUCUUGUUUCAUAUUUGCUGGAGAAAGGCCACAAGAGCGAAUGUAUGCUCAACAAUUGGUGCUUCUUCUGUGAAUUUCAAACCCAUGUUGAGAGAGCAAGUCAAAGUCGGUUCCCUUUUUCACCAAUGAGUAUUAUUUCACGGUUAACUAAUAUUGGUGGAACUCUUGGGUAUGGAAGACAGGAGGAUGCUCAUGAGUUCAUGAGGUAUGCGAUUGAUAUGAUGCAGUCAGUUUGCCUAGAAGAAUUCGGUGGAGAAAAAAUAGUGCCUCUUCGUUGUCAAGAAACAACUCUUAUCCAAUAUAUAUUUGGAGGUCUCCUUCAAUCACAGCUGGCUGCCCCCAUAGAGAAUAUAUGGAACUUGUUUUCCAGUAGAUUAAAAAACAAUCAAGAUCCUUCCUGUGGUAAACUUACGGUUAGGUGCACUGUUUGCAAUCAUGUUUCUGAUCAGUAUGAAAAUAUGAUGGAUCUAAUCGUUGAGAUGCAUGGGGAUGCGGUGUCUUUGGAGGAAUGUCUUGAUCAAUUUACAACCGAAGAGUGGCUUCAGGGAGAUAAUAUGUACAAAUGUGAUAGGUGUAAAGACUAUGUAAAGGCAUGCAAGCGUCUUACGAUUAGGCGCGCUCCAAAUAUUCUUACGAUUGCCUUAAAAAGAUAUCAGGGAGGUAGAUACGGAAAACUGAACAAAAGAAUAAGUUUUCCUGAGACAUUGGAUCUUAAUCCUUACAUGAGUGAAGGUGGGGAAGGAUCAGAUGUAUAUAAACUCUACGCAGUGGUUGUCCAUUUAGAUAUACUGAAUGCAUCAUUCUUCGGCCAUUACAUAUGCUACAUUAAGGACUUUUGCGGAAACUGGUAUAGAAUAGAUGAUUCCGAGAUAGAAAGUGUUGAAUUAGAAGAUGUCCUUUCUCAAAGAGCUUAUAUGCUCCUCUACAGCAGGAUUCAAGCUCGGUCGUCAUCAUCAUGUCUUAGAUCAGAAGUUCAAGAUGAGAAGAAAACAGACACAUUAGACACAGAAUCUUGCCUAAAGGAGUUAGUUGAGAGUUCGAUGGUAGGAGCUAUUGAAAGCAGAAGCAGCAUCCAUGCGACCAUUGAAGACCCUGAAUGUGAACAAGAAUCAUCACCAUCAUCAUUAUCAUCGUCACCAUCACCAUCACCAUCACCAUCUCCACCGCCAUCAGUGCUGAUCUCUGACUGUUGUAGUGAGGUUGAAAGGGCUGAUACAUUGGAAUCCGAGUCAAACCCUUCAAUUGAUGACUCUUCAACGGAUCAUCAAGAGGAUGCAGCAAAUGGGAACAAAGAUCCAGAGGUGAAAUAUCAGGCUGUCUUUACUUGUUCAGACCCUACAACGUCAAAUCCAUUGGUCUGUACACAAUUUAAGCCUCCUGUGAGAGAUAUGGAUACCAAGAUGAUCGACGCUCAAUGAUGUGGAGUUACAGACUUACAGCAUAUGAAAAUCAACAGAGCGUCUAGCUUACAAUAGGGAUGUAGGUACUAUUACACAAUGACUUAAAUAUGGUUCUUAAGGGUGAUUAUACUUAGAAUUUAAAUGUUCUUACUGGUGAAUUACCAAAUUGUUUGCCGUUCAUGUGACAGAAUCAUCAAGACCCUUAUAGUAGAUAGUAUUUUGUUGACUUAAAUCGACACGUUGGCUUUUUCCUAAAUA